Pomacea canaliculata is the source of this 2589-nucleotide messenger RNA. RefSeq lists its product as uncharacterized. The record is from RefSeq and is a predicted model, not a curated record. The coding region runs from base 43 to 1350 and encodes 435 amino acids. NCBI's taxonomy places the organism in Eukaryota, Metazoa, Mollusca, Gastropoda, Architaenioglossa, Ampullariidae. The transcript is spliced from 6 exons.
CUCCUUAAACAGUUUCACUUUCGUCAGACUGCGAAAGAAGUGAUGGCUGUCUGGAGCCUGGGGAUACUGUGUGGUGUCGCACUCCUUGCUGUAAAGGUUGACUCAGGUUGUGAACUGGGUAAUGUGGACGUUGUUGAAGACUCAGAUAGCUCAUUUACAUGUAAUGUAUCCGCGAACAGUGAACUAAAAUGGGCGGUUUAUAAUGAGAAAAGAGAAACUAUUUUUUUGAUUUCUUGUUCUCAAGGGAGGUGCAAACCUCCGCGAGGCAAGUUAUUUGAAAUAUAUUUUGAUAUGUGGGUCGACUAUUACAAGUAUACACUUAAAAUAAAGAGUAUCACGAGAAAUUCAGCUCGCAUCUUGUCUUGCAACAACUCCGUGAAGUACAGUGAGUGUGAAUUAAAGAUAAUCGUGAAGCCGGUGUAUACAAAGGGUGAUUGCAGUGUAAGGAUUUCAAACUGGAUGGUGAUUGGAAGCUGCACAGUGAAGAGCAUGUAUUCUUCAGACAACAACUACACAUGCAAAUGGAGAAUAAGUAAAAACAUCGAGGAAUUCGGGGGUUUUCAGACCACUCCGACAAGUUAUACUGAACAGAACGGGAGGAAUUAUUAUAAAGGGGUUUGUUCUUUUGCAAAACCAAUUCCUACCUUUCAAAGCUGCUAUACGUACAGUAUGAGCUUGUCGCCAGGUGGUGAUGAUUACUUCAAUGAAAGAAUAUGUACAGAUAAACCAUAUCAGGUACAACUCAGCCACAACUGUCCAGGGUAUGUUUUUGAGGGAUCAGAUGUACAUUGUGAAUGCAAUGCUUCAAGAACCAUCAGUUCACCAGCUCUACUAGUGUGGGAAGGAAUGGACGAUUCAACACUUCAGUUAACAAAUGUAAGCCGCAGAUUAAACCAAAGACAGUUCACAUGUCGGCUAGAAUGGAGUCCAGACGGCUCCAUCAAAGAAACCAUUUCUUACAAACUCAACGUUGCUUAUGGCCCUGGAGAUGUCCUGAUUACUGAAACGACGACAGAUGAGUCACAGACGAUAAGUGUAACCUGCACAGCGACUGAUGUUUAUCCAGCAGCUGAGAUCCGAUGGAACAUCACGUGUUAUAAUCAGACUGACUAUGGAAGCUCCAGUACAUGUUUUCUCAACUUCACUCACAAUGGUGAAAGUCUGGUCAUACUAUGUACAGUGAGCAACGCACACUUUCCUCGAGAGUAUAAGUCACGUGUAUAUGUUUUAUCCUCUAUAGGGAUAUAUAUAUUUUUAACUAUUUCUGAAUUUUUAUCAUUAGUUUGGAGCAACCAAUCAAAUAUAAAUAUUCAAUUUUUUUGUAGGUGUUUAAAUUCCAUUCCAGUUUGAGGUUUGCAAAGACUUAUAUUUGCAUUAUAGUCACAUGAUAAAUAAGUAUAGACGUUUACAGAGUAUGACACAGUUCCAUAAGUUCGUCUGUCUAUAUGGUGAUUCUUUUUAGACAUAAUUUUCAAUUGUCUUUUUUCUUGUUUUUAGAAAACAAUCAGGCAAACACACCACGAGCUAAUGGCGGGGUAGUGAGUGGCGCUAUUGUGGCUGUAGUCAUCAUAAUCAUCGUCGCAGCUUUGUAUUAGUUGGCUACAUCUUAUAUUCUGUUGAUCUAGUUUAUCCUAUGUUCUAUAUUCUUAGGAAUACACUGUUCUAUUGGAAUUUUACAUUGUAAUUUUUUAAACAUUUUAUACAAAAACUAUUUCUUGAUAAGAGACACAUUAUAGCCUUGUUUUUCUCUGCACGUCGUCGUUGUCUUCUUAUCUUCACAAGAAGUGUUUUAGUCGGAUAAACCUCGCUUUACCACAACACUAUUUAAACAUGACAAUAACAGACGCUAAUCCUAGACAAAGAGAGAAACUUCUUAAAAAUUUUCUUUGGCGCUCUAAAGUGUUUACACCAAGAACCUGGCUUACUGAAACCACAUGCUGUCAUCAAGAAGCCACUUACACAGACGCCAAAAAAACGACAAGUAUCUCCUUCAGGCGACAUGUACACCAUCACUAACACAACCAGUUCAGGUCACGUGGUUGAUGACUAUGCAUUGGUCUCUAAAAACACCGGUGGCAUAGAAAGUAAAGGUGCUUACCGAAUGAUUCAAGUCUUACAGUCAGACAUAAAGGCCAUUAGUGGCUUUGAAACCAGCCACAAAGCCAAAGCCACCUACAAGAAACAAGACCAACGCCCAAGAUUUGCAUGGUGAAAAAUCGGCUUGCUUUGUCCACAAGUUUUGUGGAAGUUCAAAAUAUGAUGGAAAAUAUAAACACAUAAAUAUUAUGCAUAUAUAAAGAAUAAAAGAAGAAUUCAAGAAGGUUAAUAUAAUUUUUAAAAGAAAAAUAUUUAGAAUAAAUUGAGAAGACAUCUUGUAAAUUUUUCCUUUGUUAGAUUUUGUACACAAAUUGUUCAAGCACGAAAACGAAUGCAGAAGCUCGGGUCUGUAAUAAAUAUAUGCUUGCACCCCUAUAAGUUCAUAUACAGACAAGUUGCAAAAGUUAUAUAAUUGUACUAGUACUUUGUACAAGUAUGACAGUGUACACUUUAAAUUGAUUUAAACUUACAUAAAUAAAGUACAUAAAUGUG